AGCCCGGUGGCAGAGGGCAGAGCGAGCACCGCGCGGACGCGCUCCAGCAAACGCCAUACGUGAGCGAGCCGUGGGCACACCUGGCUGUGAGCAGUGGUACCGAACAGCAGCCAGGCUAAUCACUUGAGGAAUGUGGUGCGAUUAGGACAAGAGACAAGGAGAGAGUUCACAUCAGCCAAAGCAUUAGCCAAGUUAAAUUUCACACUCGGCGUGCGCAGAGGAACUCAAUAAAAAGGGAUAAUGGCUACGGGAGGCUUCAAGUCCAGUGCAGCCACGGACUUUUUGGAGGAAUGGAAGGCUAAACGGGAGAAAAUGAGAGCCAAAAUGCUAGGGGACAUUGCUGCUGCCACUGGUACUCCCUUGGCAGCUAAGAACACAAACAACACAAUGAAUAACAACAGCAAUGGCAACCCGGACAAGAGCUCUCCCACUGGGAACUGCCAAGAAACGAGUCACCCUGCAGCACCAAUUGCAUCAACUCCUCCUGCACCCACGUCUACACCUACGUCUGCACCCACGACUGCACCUACAGCCUCUCAGCAGGGAGGCAAUCUCAAGAAGGGCCCCAUGCAGACAGAGGUCCAAAGUGUCUCUCCGGGCACCAGCUCUAUGGCUUGUCCUGAGAUUGAUGGGAGGGACAGUCCAUCUCCCAGCCAUAAAGGAAGCCGGGAGAAGAAGAGCUCAGGUCCCAGUGCCAGGAAGGGGAAAGGGCAGAUUGAGAAGAGGAAACUGCGAGAGAAAAGGAGAUCAACCGGUGUUGUCAGCAUACCGUCCAACGAGAGCCUCGAUGAAUUGGAUGAUGACGAUGUUGGAGGGAAGGGCAGGAGAGAGGAAAAGGAGCUGGUACAAGCCAACACCUUCCAAAAUGAAAUGACAGCGGAUCCAACCAUGGGACACUUAAUGGAUACCCCAAGAGCUGGAACUGGCCGCCACAAAAGCUCUGCAGGGCCAGGUGUUGAGGACGAGACCAAUGGAAACAAUAGAAGACAAAGCCGUCACCCUAGAGAUGGAGCCUCUGCUGUGGCCGGUCUGGAGAAGAGGCUGGACGAGCUGGAGAGGGAACUGAUCAGACAACGGCAGGAGAACGCUCAGUUGCUAAAGGCCCACGAAGAAAAGGACGACCUCAUUGUUAAACUUAAAGAAGAAAUCGACCUAUUGAACAGAGAUCUUGAUGACAUUGAAGAUGAGAAUGACCAACUCAAACAAGAAAACAAGACGUUGCUCAAAGUGGUAGGUCAGCUGACCAGGUAGAAGCCCGGAGCAUAAACCGCCGCCUCCUAAAGUACAUUCCUGUGAAGAACAUCUCUGUUUGCCCUGGGAGCUAACCGCACAGAGGGGUUAAAUGCAUUCACCUGUUUACUCUGGCUUAUGUUUGGCCUUUAAAGAAAAUGGAAAGUCUUUUGUUUUGUAAACCAGAUAAAAAUGGCCUCAAGGAAAUUCCUGUCACAAAUAUUUAAUGUGCCUAUUGUAUAUAGUUGACUUUUAAUGCAGCAUUUUCAAACAAAACUGAAUGUAUAUGGUGUACCCAAUUUAGAAAACAUUAUCUUUUAUUUCAUGCAACAAGUGCUACAUAAACACAUUUAAAUUUUAAUAUUAGUCAUUGUAUGUAUUUGUUGUUAACUUCAAAGAAAAGAAAAAAAACAUGUUUGCUGCAUUCAGAUUGAAAUGGUUGAACCAUAAUUUUAACUGAAUUCAGUUUCAGGAUUUGUUUUAUGAACCAAAUUUGAGACUAAAUGCAGAAAACCUGCAUUUUGCACAAUAUGAAUUUCAACCAUCACCUCACCAGUAAUCUGCUGUUUCUUGAUAUGUGAUUCUCAGAACACAAGUCAGCUUCAUUCUCUAACACAAGUGCUAAUUUGACAAGUGCUCCUUGGAUCCAUAUUCUGUAAAUCUGUAAGCACACUUAUGAGUACAUUUAAGCCUUUUGGUGUGGACAAACCUUUUAGCACUUCUAAAUGUUUUUCAUUUCAGUGUAAUAAUGUGUUGGUGGUCUCGCUAAUGCAAAGUAUUGUAAGAAUUUUCUGUGAAGUGGGUGUACAUGCUUUGAGAGAGGGCUGCAUUUAUGUAUUAUAACCAAAUUAUCUGAAGGAACACUAAUUAAGAAAGAAUCUUGUUAUUCCAUUGUGAAGUACAGCACUGUUAAGACACUCCUGGUUUGGAUUCGACUUUGGAGGGCUAAAGGCCUUUCCUCUGGCUGACAGAUAUCCCCCAUCUCUUUCCCCAUUGCAUUAUGCAUGUACAGGAGAUUAAGUCAUUUAAUAAAAGUUUGAUUAUCUCUCUCCUC
Molecule: messenger RNA, 2284 nt
Organism: Periophthalmus magnuspinnatus
Lineage: Eukaryota; Metazoa; Chordata; Actinopteri; Gobiiformes; Gobiidae
Gene: pawr
Product: PRKC, apoptosis, WT1, regulator
Exons: 7
Coding region: 241-1251 (336 amino acids)
Biological process (GO): positive regulation of apoptotic process; apoptotic process
Cellular component (GO): cytoplasm
Source: RefSeq, a predicted model, not a curated record